Molecule: messenger RNA, 2047 nt
Organism: Achroia grisella
Lineage: Eukaryota; Metazoa; Arthropoda; Insecta; Lepidoptera; Pyralidae
Gene: Cdc7
Product: cell division cycle 7-related protein kinase-like
Exons: 8
Coding region: 199-1626 (475 amino acids)
Biological process (GO): protein phosphorylation; mitotic DNA damage checkpoint signaling
Cellular component (GO): nucleus
Molecular function (GO): protein serine/threonine kinase activity; ATP binding
Source: RefSeq, a predicted model, not a curated record
AAUAUUUCAAUAUAUAUAUUUCUAAUUUCAUCAUUUUUCUAUCCGAACCAUAGAUAAUGCACCUAAUUUAUUUUGAUUAAGUCAGCUGUUUCAUUUAUUUUAUGUAUAUAUUUGUUUAAUGACAGCAGUAGUAAAAUAUUAACAGGGUAUUAAAAAUAGUUUUUUAUAUGGGAAUAAUGGUUUAGAUUGUUCUAAGAAAUGUCUAGGAUUAGGGAAAUUGCAACCAAAGCGCAAAACAAAAUAUCAGAGUCACGUUUAGAUGUUAGCACAAAUGGGUCCAUCAGAAAGAAAACUGAAGACCAGACGACCACGUCGAAAGAUGAGAAGCGCCAAAUCAACGAGUUGCUACAUAAGUUACCAAAAUUGGAUAAAAUAUUUGAAGUACACCGCAAGAUAGGGGAGGGUACUUUCAGUUCGGUGUACCUUGGCUCGUUGCGACAGCAUGCAGACCUGCCUGCUACGCAGAAGCGAUGGUUUGCCAUUAAACACCUGGUGCCCACCGCACACCCAGCACGGGUUGAGCAUGAGCUUAGGUGUCUGCAGGAUAUGGGGGGUAAAGACCAUGUGAUUGGUGUGGAGCUUUGUCUGCGUCACUUGGACACUAUAGUGUUUGUGAUGCCCUACAUACCCCACAGGAAGUUCUCAGAAUAUGUUGGAGAUAUGGAUGCUGCUGAACUGCGGAGGUACAUGCGCGCUCUAAUGAUAGCCCUGAAGAGGGUCCACUCGUUUGGUGUGAUACAUCGGGACGUAAAGCCAAGUAACUUUCUCUAUGAUCGAGAGAAUCAAAGAUAUCUUCUAGUCGACUUCGGUCUCGCUCAGCGCCUGUGUCCUCCGCCCGACGAGCCGCAACGGGAGCCCGCGUCGCCGCUCGGGCCUCCGCCCGCGCACUCCAACAAUACCCGCAAACGAGUCAGGUGUGAGGACGAGUCCCCGCCGGGGGCUAAGCGUGUGGCGCUGGACCUGCGGGUGGGCGCGCGGGCGGGGGCGGGGCCGGGGGCGGUGGGGGCGGCGUGCGCGUGCGCGGGGGCGGGCGCGGUGUGCGGGGCGUGCGGGGCUCGUCCGGCGGCGCGGGCGGCGCGCGCGGGCACGCAGGGCUUCCGUCCGCCGGAGGUGCUCCUGAAGUACCCGCACCAGACCACGGCCGUGGACAUGUGGGCGGGCGGCGUGGUGCUGGCCAGCGCGCUGACGGCGCGGUACCCGUUCUUCCGCGCCGCGGACGACGUGUCCGCGCUGGCCGAGCUCGCGGACCUGCUCGGCACGCACGCCCUGCAGCGGACCGCCGCCGCUCUAGGGCGGCGACUGGUGACGUCGACGUGGCGACGAGGCCUGUGUCUGCGCAAGCUGUGCGCCAGACUGCGCGGCGGGGCCCCGCCCCCGGCCGCGGGCCCUCACACGCCGGGGCCCGGGGGGCCCGCGGGGCCCCCUUGCGAGCGCUGCAGACUGCCGCCGCACCACUGCCUCUGUCUCGACGACGGGUUCAAGGCGGAGGAGGUGGUGCGGUCGCGGGUGGUGGCGGGGUUCCCGGACGCGGCGUUCGCGCUGGUGGCGCGGCUACUGGAGCCCGACCCGCGCCGCCGCAUCUCCGCCUCCGACGCGCUGCUGCACCCCUUCCUGAGGGAGCCGUGACCGGAGCCCGACCCCCUUUCGUCUCUACCGUUCGUAUCAAAUUAAGUGACAAAGAACAUGCUAUGUUAGGUUUUAAUAAGUAGACUAUAAGGUGCCUUUUUGAUUGCACACCGCGCGCUUCCCGGGGCCAAUGCCGGCUGUGAAUAUACAUGCUUGUACGGGAUGCAUCCUUAUUUGGAAUCCCUUUUUUAUUUAAGAGUUGAUACUUUGUUAUUGUUAAAAGAAUGCAAGAGAUAUUAUUGCGACGCGCGUACGAUUGUGUAGUUAUUAAGUAAUGUUUUAGUAAAUGUACAUUGAAAGGAUUCAUUAUACUGCUCACUACUAACGUUGAAUAGAAAUUGCAAGGAAAAUUCCAAUGAAAUCUGUAAAACAAAUUUGAACCCUCUUUAUACUCUUAUAGGGAACUAACUGUGCCUGCGAC